This is a messenger RNA of Salmo salar (Atlantic salmon), 1086 nucleotides long. The record is from RefSeq and is a predicted model, not a curated record. Lineage: Eukaryota; Metazoa; Chordata; Actinopteri; Salmoniformes; Salmonidae.
GAUCGGACGAGGCACCGAAGUCAGACCAACUCAACGUGACUGUUAGACCACGUGACUACAAAUUAACGGUUUACGGUAUAGUUUUCAGUAAAAGAUGUCACUUUUUAGGUGGCCGAUUAGCCAAAUUAUAACCCUACUUCAAAUCUCAGCUCUGAGGGAUUUUACCUGUCAGUAUUCUGCAUCGUAUUUGUUCUUUAUUAAUUGCACUAAGGUCGGUCUGUCUGCGUGGUAACCUUUCCUUAUUGCUGACAAAAUGCUUUGGUUCAUGGAGGAAUUAUGCUUUUAAUUUAACCAAUUUUUUUGAUAAUCUGGUCAUCUAGCACGUUUAUUGUUUCUUACCUAAUUAAUUGCAUUGUUCGAGCAUGAUGUGGAUGUUAUCUUCCCCUAUACAAAGUAUGGCCACCAUGUAUGCCAGAUACAAGUUUGUGGAGAAGCUCAAUGAGAAGUCGGGUGGUGUGCCCCCAGCACUGAACAAGGCUGCUUUAUGGAUUGGAAUGCUUUCUUGUUUGGGGAUGUGUUUUGUCGCUACUUUCCAGGAGACAACGAUUAUGGCAGUUCAUGAUGCAGCUGUUGUCUGUGCUAUCUUUGUGACACAAACCACACUGCAUAGAAAAACAGAAGACGAGGACUAUGUGUUCCAUCUGGUGAGUGCUGUGAGUGAGUGGAUCGUGGCCUUCUGCUUCUUCUUCUUCUUCUUCACCUACAUCCACGACUUUAAAAAGUUUACUCUGAAGCUGAGAACACAGUUUGUGGACUAUUCCUGAUGAAGCGUUUAUUUGAACCUUUUAAUCUGAAUAUUUACUAAAUCAAGUGUAUUUUUUCUACUUUUAUAAAGCAAAUGUAUAUGAGAUCAUCUGAAUGGUACGAUGUAUUUCUUUAUACUGUAUCCAUUGCAACAUAACCCCAGUCUUAACGAUUAACUACAAAACAAACACAUCCUGUGAACAGCAAUUAGAAAACUUGUUGGGUUAAUGAAAGACUUAACCCAUUGUUCAUCAUCUGGUGGGACAAAGGUCAGUAUUGCGCAAGAAAAUCACAAGAUCAAGUUAAUAUAGAAAAUUAAUUUCACGCAUCACCAGUAAAUGG